Scaptodrosophila lebanonensis is the source of this 225-nucleotide messenger RNA. RefSeq lists its product as uncharacterized. The transcript has 2 exons. Bases 1 to 225 code for a protein of 74 amino acids. The record is from RefSeq and is a predicted model, not a curated record. Lineage: Eukaryota; Metazoa; Arthropoda; Insecta; Diptera; Drosophilidae.
AUGUUCAAGCUGUUCGUUCUGCUGUCGAUGUGCGUCGCCUUCUCUUUGGCCGCACCUGGUCUGCUGCACUCAUCCCCCAUCUUGACAAGCGGCUCGAUUCUCAGCGUGCCCAGCGUUCGCGUUGUGCAACCAAUCCUGACCACUACCAGCGUUGUGCGGCCCGUCAUUCAUGGCGGAUUGGGCCUUAACGGCGGAUUGGGCCUUCAUGGCUAUGGCUGGAUCUGA